Messenger RNA from Paramecium tetraurelia, 1122 nucleotides. RefSeq lists its product as uncharacterized. Gene Ontology annotation, cellular component: cytoplasm. NCBI's taxonomy places the organism in Eukaryota, Ciliophora, Oligohymenophorea, Peniculida, Parameciidae. The transcript is spliced from 4 exons. Gene Ontology annotation, biological process: protein folding. The record is from RefSeq and is a predicted model, not a curated record.
CCCCAACCUAAAAUGGCAGAAGAAAAUAAGUAUGACGGUCUAUUCAUGACAAUUAUGUAGUAAACAAAGGAUAUUAAUGUAUUCUUUGAUGCAUCGUUUGGAUUUUUAAGACGUCACACCGACUUUUUCUUAGAUUAAAAACAAGCAGAAAAAGUUAUUACUGAAUCUUGUGCUAAAAAUUUCCUCAUAUUUUAAUCAGAAAAAGUUGACAAGGACAAGAAGGAAGAGCAAAGAAAGUAAAGAGAAGAAUAAAGAAAAAGGGAAAAGGAAGCCGCUGAAAAGGCUAAGAAGGAAGCAGAACAACUAUAAUAACAAUAAUUAUUACAAUAAUAAAAAGAAAAAUUAGAAUAACAAAAAUAACAAUAAUAAUAAUAAUAGCAAUAACAAUAGUAAUAAUAAUAAGAACCAUUGGAUCCAUCAGUACCAAUUUACUAACCAGUUUUGAAAGUUCCAGAGUAAAAGCCAAAAGAACCUGAAAAGAAAGAAGGGGAAGAAAAAGAUGGAGAGAAAAAAGAUGGAGAAAAGAAGGAUGACAACGAAAAGGCACCAUUAGGUAACGGAGGAAGAACAGAGAGAUAUAUCUGGACCUAAACUCUAGAAGAAGUAUAAGUUUAUAUCCCUAUCCCCUCUACUGUUACAAGUAAAUAACUAACAGUGAAAAUUGAAGCCUGCUCAUUAUUAGUUGGACUUAAAGGCUAACCUCCUAUCGUUAAUGGAUAAUUAUUUGAAAAAAUAUAAUCUGAUGAAUCAACUUGGUUAUUGACUGAUGGAGAAAUUUAGGAUUACAAAGGAAAAUAUAUUCACAUAUCAAUUACAAAAUACUCUGGUUAGAUGAAUUGGUGGGCAUGUGUCAUUAAAGGUGAUCUUGAAAUCAAUACUCAAAAGAUCAGUCCAGAACCAUCAUAAUUGUCUGAUUUGGAUGGAGACACCAGAGGAACAGUUGAAAAGAUGAUGUUCGAUAUGAGACAAAAACAAAUGGGCAAACCUUCUAGUGAUGAGCUUUUAAAGUAGAAUAAAUUAUCUGGAUUCAUGAAAGCCCACCCAGAAAUGGAUUUUUCAAAGUGCAAGUUCAAUUGAGCUAUAAAUAACAAGUUUAAUAUUAUUUUUAAAUCUUUUUGGGUA